Molecule: messenger RNA, 2440 nt
Organism: Humulus lupulus (European hop)
Lineage: Eukaryota; Viridiplantae; Streptophyta; Magnoliopsida; Rosales; Cannabaceae
Product: cytochrome P450 86A22-like
Exons: 2
Coding region: 448-2097 (549 amino acids)
Molecular function (GO): oxidoreductase activity, acting on paired donors, with incorporation or reduction of molecular oxygen; heme binding; iron ion binding
Source: RefSeq, a predicted model, not a curated record
UAUCAAUCAAAUAAAGCUUUGUCUUUCUCCUUCAUCACUUUUAUCCUCUCACUCACACUUUUCCUGUUAUCUUCCCAUCUCUAUAUAUUCACCAGUCCCUCCUCUCUCUCUCUCUCUAUAUAUAUAUAUAUACAUAUACGUAUAAAAUAUAUCUCCACUUUGAGUUCUCACAUAGUACAGUACUUUCAUUUUACAAUAGUAUAUAAUAAGUACUCUCUUACACAUUAUAUAUAUAUAUAUAUAUUCGUUGCCUAGUUUUAAUAAUCACAUUAUUGAUGUUGAUAUUAUUACAUGUACGUGAUCAUCACAUCAAAGCUCUAAGAUCUUAGAAAUCUGGGCUUUGAUUCUUUUCUGAUCCGGGAUUUGAGCUUCGUUACGUUUCUUCAUCUCCAUUGUUACAAAAGCUGCAUUAGGUGAUUGCUGGUCCAGGCUAAGUCGGUGUUCGCCAUGGAAGGAUCAACGGCUCUGAUGAUCUUAUCAGCACUAGCAGCUUAUUUCAUAUGGUUUACGUUCAUCACAAGGUCAAUGAAGGGUCCACGUGUCUGGCCCCUAUUGGGCAGUCUUCCAGGCCUAGUUCAGAACGCUCACCGCAUGCACGACUGGAUUGUGGACAACCUCCGGGCCUGUGGUGGCACGUACCAGACUUGCAUAUGUGCCAUUCCAUUCCUGGCCCAGAAGCAAGGGCUCGUGACUGUCACGUGCGAUCCCAAGAACCUGGAGCACAUUUUGAAGACCCAAUUCAAUAAUUACCCCAAGGGUCCGACGUGGCAAGCCGUCUUUCAUGAUUUGUUGGGCCAAGGGAUCUUCAAUUCAGAUGGCGAUACGUGGGUGUUCCAGCGUAAGACCGCCGCACUGGAAUUCACCACCAGGACCCUUCGCCAAGCCAUGGCUCGAUGGGUGAGCCGAGCCAUUAAGCUUAGGUUUUGCCCCAUCCUUGAAACGGCUCAGCUACAAGGCAAGCCGGUUGAUCUACAAGACCUCUUGCUUCGGCUCACUUUCGAUAACAUAUGCGGCUUGGCCUUCGGGAAGGACCCACAAACGCUUUCCCCUGAGCUGCCGGACAACAGCUUCGCCGGAGCUUUUGACAGAGCCACCGAAGCCACGCUGCAACGGUUCAUUUUGCCUGAGAUAAUAUGGAAGCUCAAGAAAUGGCUCGGCUUAGGAAUGGAAGUCGACUUGAGCCGAAGCCUCAAACACGUGGAUGAGUACUUAUCUAGUAUCAUCGACACACGUAAGAUCGAAUUGAUGAGUCAGCAAAUAGAUCAUCAGGAUGAUCUACUCUCCAGGUUCAUGAAGAAAAAAGAAUCCUACUCAAACCAGUUCCUCCAACACGUGGCGUUGAAUUUCAUUCUAGCUGGACGAGACACGUCAUCGGUUGCGCUAAGCUGGUUCUUCUGGUUGGUCACUCAAAAUCCAAAAAUAGAAGAGAAAAUUCUCAUUGAAAUUUGCACAGUCUUACUGGAGACACGUGGCAGUGACGUGCACGAGUGGAUAGAAGACCCACUAGGGUUUGAAGAAAUUGACCGAUUGAUAUAUCUCAAGGCAGCCUUGUCCGAAACCCUAAGGCUAUACCCUUCGGUGCCUCAAGAUUCCAAGCACGUGAUCGCCGACGAUACUUUGCCAGACGGGACCUUCGUUCCGGCAGGAUCGUCGGUGACUUACUCAAUCUACUCAAUCGGAAGAAUGAAGUAUAUUUGGGGUGAAGAUUGCCUAGAAUUCAAACCCGAAAGAUGGUUAUCAUUAGAUGGAAACAAUUUUGAGGUACAAAAUCCUUAUCGAUUUGUGGCAUUCAAUGCUGGCCCUAGAAUUUGCCUAGGCAAAGACUUAGCUUACUUGCAAAUGAAGUCGAUAGCGGCGGCGGUGUUGCUCCGCCACCGCCUCUCAGUGGCGGCUGGCCACCAUGUGGAGCAAAAGAUGUCGUUGACAUUGUUCAUGAAGUAUGGCCUUAGGGUUAAUGUGUUACCAAGGGACUUGAAGCCUAUUUUGGCAAGACUAUUAUGCAAGAAUAAUAGUGACACUUCCUCAUCAUGUGUUCAAGAGGCUCUCACCAAUGGUAACUUUGAGACCGGUGUUGAAGCAUUGGCUGGUUUUGCUUAACAGGGUAAAGAUUAUUUUGGCUAAAGCUUUAUUACUUAUAUAUAAAUAUAUAUUUAAUGAAUAUAAAUAAUUAUAAUAAUAAAUUAGUAAUUAACAAAGUGUAAACAGGUAAGUGUGUGGGCUAUUGGUAUUUAUCAUGACAGCAACACAAGUCUUUUUUUUUAUUUGUCUCUUUAUACAAUAAAAAGGGCCCAUGAAGACUGAAUAGAGUUAAGCUAGAUUUAGCUUAACUUGAGUCAUUUUGAGGUCUCUUUCAUGUCACAUGGUUCAGAUAUAUAUAAUUUAUAUAUAUAUAUAUAUGUCAAUUAAUAGAAAAUAUAUAAUUUGUUGUGUUGUUACCAUA